Alternaria alternata is the source of this 2012-nucleotide messenger RNA. RefSeq names its product TFIIH basal transcription factor complex p44 subunit. Lineage: Eukaryota; Fungi; Ascomycota; Dothideomycetes; Pleosporales; Pleosporaceae. Gene Ontology annotation, cellular component: transcription factor TFIIH core complex; transcription factor TFIIH holo complex. The transcript has a single exon. Gene Ontology annotation, biological process: regulation of transcription by RNA polymerase II; DNA-templated transcription; nucleotide-excision repair. Bases 283 to 1782 code for a protein of 499 amino acids. The record is from RefSeq and is a predicted model, not a curated record. Gene Ontology annotation, molecular function: zinc ion binding.
CCUGCCACAAUUUAGUGAAACUGUAGCUGACGAUGAGGAAGCUUGGACUGACAUCUUCCGUUGUAUCUGCCACCAUCCAACGUCACAUAUGAAGCUUAUUACAUCAUAACAUCGGUCUUUCUUGCGGCACACGACCCUGCUUUGACGGACACGCCCGAGACCGAAUCGUGCGCAUCGUCCAUUUGAAGUCCACACGUACAGCCUCGCAUCCCAGCACGACGGUCACAGCUGCGAUCGCUCGCCAUCCAACGACCGCCGGACCUGCAGACCCACGCGCAUACAAUGGCCGAUUCGGAUUACGAUUUCGAUGACGAGAGUUCAGCCGACGAGUACGUUGGUGCGAAGAGCGGUACUUCAAGCACACGCGCACAAUCUUCGGCGCCUGGCAAGAGGCGGAAAGUAGAGGCGCCUGUGAAGGAACCGCCAAAGCGGCAGGCAUGGGAAACAGAAUACUCGCGGACGGUCCAGAAGACGAUAGAACCGGCAGACGAUGGCACACUAGGACAGAGCGUACAAGAACGGGAAGAAGAGAGGAAGCGCAAAAGGUUACGGAAAGAUACAAAGCCUUUCCAGCGAGGUAUCAUACGUCACGUCGUCCUGGUGCUUGAUCUGUCAGAGGCCAUGAUGGAAAAAGACAUGCGGCCCAACCGAUACAUCACGAUGAUCAACUACACACAAGACUACAUCCGCGAGUUUUUCGAACAAAACCCUAUAUCGCAGAUGAGCGUACUGGGUAUGCACGAUGGUGUCUGCAUACGAGUCUCGGAGCUCUCGGGCAACCCAGCAGAACACGUUGCAGCGAUACAAGGCCUGAGAAGCAAAGAUGACGGCAAAGAGCCCAAGGGCGCGCCCAGUUUGCAGAACGCAUUGGAACUGGCAAGAGCAACAUUAUACCACACACCAAGCCACGGCACGCGAGAGGUCAUUGUUGUCUUUGGGAGCUUGUUGAGUUUAGAUCCGGGUGAUAUACACCAAACAGUCAAAGCCUGCGUACGAGACCGAAUACGUGUCAGCGUAAUUGGUAUGGGCGCGCGCCUCAAGAUCUGCACAGAAAUUGUCACUCGGACAAACGCUGGUGAUGAAUCCGAGUACACAAUCGCAACCGAUCAGGAAAUGCUCAAGGAGCUCCUCCUCGCCACUACAACACCCCCCGUAAUCCGUACAACAGCACCGGCAGUCGCAGCACCAGCCGCUCCGCAAGCCCCAGAUCCUUCCUCCGCCGCAGCACUCAUGAUGAUGGGUUUCCCAUCCCGUGUAGUAGAAGACCAACUAACCAUGUGCGCAUGCCACGGCAACCUCACAAUGGGAGGUUACACCUGUUCUCGCUGCAGCGCAAAAGUCUGCUCCUUACCUAUCACCUGCCCCUCCUGCCAACUCACCUUGCUCCUCUCCACCCAUCUCGCGCGAUCUUACCACCAUCUUUUCCCCCUCCGCAACUGGUCCACAGUAUCCUGGUCGCGCGCCCGCGAAAAGGGAAGUAAGCAGUGUGUGGGCUGUCUAGCUUCCUUUAGUGAUCCGCCAAGCAGCAAUAAUGAAAGAAGUGAGGCGGAACAAGACGGCGAGGUCAACAAAGAGAAGAGGGACGAAGAGGAUAGCGAAGAGCAGAAGGCGUCUGAGAGCGGGAGGUAUGAAUGCAGGGCUUGUGAAAGUCACUUUUGUAUCGAUUGUGAUAUGUUUGCGCAUAUGGUCCUGCAUAAUUGUCCUGGGUGUUUGGGGAGGUUGGAUCCGGGGGCUGUUGUGCAGGCGAGUAACGGAAAUGGGGAUGUCGAGAUGACAGGGUGAGAGAUACUCCGUCUUCUUUGGGGAACACGGGUCUGGCACAGAAGGUAUAGAUGUCUAGAUGUCUAGUAAUGAAAGAUGGAACGUAGAGCGGAUACCCGGUGCGCUACGAACAAAGCGCAUAUUGUACAGAAAAGACGACGCUGUCAAGAUUAUCCUUUCCUUAUGUCUUUUGUAUUGCAGAUCCGAGAUGUUGGACAUUUCAUCAAUCUCGUAACAAUCCAUUGUCGGGU